Messenger RNA from Anneissia japonica, 967 nucleotides. RefSeq lists its product as uncharacterized. The record is from RefSeq and is a predicted model, not a curated record. Bases 96 to 890 code for a protein of 264 amino acids. The transcript has 8 exons. Lineage: Eukaryota; Metazoa; Echinodermata; Crinoidea; Comatulida; Comatulidae.
AUAAUACGCCACUACAUGUGUUGUUACAUGGUAACCACCCCUUUCGCAUUCACCUACACGGCCUUCAAGUCCUCUUAGACGCUGGAGCAGAUAGCAUGCUGAAGAACCAGAAUGGUCUAACUGCAAUCGACGUGUAUGUGCAGAAUAUGUGUGAGGAGUAUGAAAAUACCAAGAAAGAGAAAGAAGAGAUUUUGCAAAUCUUGCACAGCUUUGCAGUUCCAGGAGUGAUAUUAGCAAGAGGUAAACAAGCUCUGAGUGUGUUCAACAAAGAUUUAGAAAAGGGACAAAUCAGAGUAUACCAAGCGCAGUUGAUAGGUGUCGGUGGUAUUUUUAAAAAAACGGUGCGGGAUAUUCUUUCAAAAAUGCUUCAUGAGGAAGAAAUAAGAACAGAUGGCAUGGUGCAUUUUGCUAUUGACGAUUAUAGUGAUUCGAAAGUGAAGAAGGAUAUUGAUGAACCUGAUGGUGUCAAACAGAAAUCGAAAAGUGUAGCAAAGCAAAGCAAAGAAGUACAACUACAGACAUCUAAUCGGACAUCAACUACAGUUAAAACUAGAGUAUCCCUAACUAAGGAACUAGAACCAAUUAAAACAGAAGGCAGCAGCGUUUACAGGAUUUUUAAGAAACUACGAGAUAGAAACAUCUAUACACACAGUAAAGUUGAAAAAAAAGUGAACGGAUUUGAAACAGAGGCACUCGAAAAUGUACCUGUUUUUGAACGAAUAUCAACAACUGAUCUUCCUUCAGCUGUACACAGUUCCAGAGGUGUAUUCCCGCACUCUCGUAAAAGAAAAUUUUCUUCAAAACCAUCUUCAUCUGUAACCCUCGAAUCUGAGGAUACUGAAGUGUUGAAAUUAUUGGAAAAGGAACAUAACACAGGUUGUUACUAUUGAAUUAAUAUUUCAAAAGUGGUAUAAUUUCAAAUCUGUAUUAACUUAGACCUCUGUGGUUAAAUAAAAUUGAACUUGAA